UGCGCGGUGUUAGCAGUAGAUUGUGAGCUGGUUAUCAGUCAGACUUCCCGUUACAGAACGCUGCUUUCGGACACCACUGCUUUGUGUAAUCAGUGUGUAGAAUGCAGGCAGACCGGACUCCUGAACUGACAUGUUUUAUUACCGCUUUAUGUUUAGGGUUGAGUUAAUAAACCUCAGAGACACACACACAGAGAAGCGUUAGCUUAGCCUAGCUCACGUUAGCUUAGCCUAGCUCACGUUAUCCAAACAGCCGGCUGUGUCUCAAAUCUGUUUAACACUUUUUUUUUUUUUAAAAAACGAGGAUUUAACUUUUUAUCCUGAAUCAUGGGAGUCUGGCGAAAAGACCCAUAAGGUACAAGGUCUUGGCUUUUUGAUCACCGUGGAGACGCCAUGGAGCCAGACGUAAUCCACAUGUACUCGUCCUCUCCUCCACCCUUGGAGGAUGGUGCCGACGAGGACGACGACGAGUUCAGUGACUUCACUGGCGUUCCCAACAGCGUCAGCUUCACAGAAUUUGAGACACCCACCACGUUCAAUCAGCUGCAGGCACUGAACGCGACAUCGCCCCCAGAGUUGAUUAGUAACGGGCGAGUUGUUGGACUUAACGGACCAGCGGUAUCGAAUGGCGGCCAAGGGGAUGCCCCGGCUUGCAGGACUGUCAGCGUGGACGAGCUCAAAAAGGUUACAGAACGUCCACAUGGGGCUUACACAAACUUUUCAGACUUUCCGGGAAAUGCCAGGACAGGUAGUGAUGCUGUGGACUGCAAUGGAAGAGGUAGCGAAGUUCUCACGAAUGGCUUUGCAAAUGUUGGCACAGAGGGAACUCCUCCCUCACCCCACAUACACAGGGAAAUGGGUCCCUCGGGGGGUGACUGUCCCGAUGCAGUUAUCAGUGACAAUGAGGAUUUUGCAGAUUUUGCUGCUUUUUCAAAUGCUGACGUUCCCAGUGACCCUGACAGUAUUGCGAACUGGGAAAAUUCAAACCAUGACGUGAGACUAGCACAAGACGACCACCCGCAAAGAGAGGAAAAUCAUGAAGCGGUGGACAAUGACGUGGACAAUUGUGUAACAGGGUUUGCCUCAUUUGCAGAGGCUUCAGAUCACCUUAGCAAUGGAGAUGGGUUUUUCUAUGCGAGAAAGAGUAAUGGACAAAGGGAACAGGACACUGAGCCUGCAUGUCAGGACUCAAAUACUACUGAGUCUGUUAGCACAGAGCAACGGAUAUCGCAGAAUGGUGGGGAGCAGGAUGGUUUGGAUGUUAAAGAAAGGAUGGAUAACAGGGUGUCCCCAGUCUCCAUGGAUGAAAGAGGUAGCAACAGUGAGCCGACGGAAGAGAAGGUGUCUGGGAACGACACGGAAACAGAGACCGAAACCGAGACAUCUUUUGGUCGGCCUCUAUCCACGGAAGCACUCGAGGAAUUCGGGGAUUUCAGUACGACAGGUUCAGUACCUUCACCUCCACUACAGGAAGAGACAGCCACUCCUGCUGACCAUAGCCAGCUGGCUGAAGAUGAUGAUGAUGAGGACUUUGGCGAUUUUGGUGACUUCGGGGAUGCCAGUUCCUUUGGAGGUGCUGGCUUUGCUGAUUUUGACAAUCAGGGGGCAGCACCAUACACUGCACCUUCGGAAUCGAUCAAACCUUCACAGAGCCAAAACAAUCCGGAAACCGUGUGCGCUGACAAGGAUGAGUUUGGUGACUUCGAUGCGCACGGACAACCUGGCAAGACAGCGCAAGACAGAGAGGAGGAGGUGGAGACCGCUGAGUUUCCGGUUAGUGACAGUUUUGCUGACUUUACUGCAGCACCCGUUGAUGGUGAUGCUGACGAUAAUGGGGGGUGGCAGGCGUUUGGUGGGUCAAGCAAGGAUGCGGGGGUGUCAUGGGCAACAUUCAGCCAGGACCAGGGCUCGAACUUUUCAGAGAAGAGCGAAGACGACUGGCACGAAAGCCGACCUGUUACAGCACCAUCUACUGGCAUCGAUGAAGAAUGCAGGAAAAACAGCUUUACGGUGUCUCUUGUCAGCAGGUUGGAGAAGCUUUUCCUGGCCAGUUUUCUGGAGAUCUCCUUUCCUCACGUAGAGGAGGACGUGCCCCCUCUUACAGCUUACCUAGAGCCGUGCGAAGGAGGAGAAAAGCAAGACAACCAGCCAGCACCAAUCAGUAGAGGAGUGCAGGGCGUGUGGCUGCAGCUGCAGGACAUCCACAGUGCCUUUGGUCUGAGGUAUCAGUGGGGCGGCUCACACAGUAACAAAGCUCUGCUCUGCUCACUGGGCAUCGACACGCGGAACAUACUGUUCACAGGUCAGAAGAAGCAGCCCGUUAUCGUACCCAUGUAUGCAGCAAGUCUGGGAAUGCUGGAACCCACUAAAGAGCCGGUGAAGCCUGUUUCUGCCGCCGAGAUGAUCGCCUCCAUAGCGCAGUCUCCCUCUGUUUCCACAGAGAUGAGCACCUGCCCCACCGACGCAGCACAGGACUCCCUCCCACCGGUGCAGUUUGACUGGAGCAGCAGUGGCCUUACAAACCCUUUGGAUGCGAGUGGAGGUUCGUCUCUGCUGAAUCUGGACUUUUUUGGCCCGGUGGACGAGUCACCCUCCAGUACCACUACCUCCAUACCAGGUGUCGACCCUGAGCUGUACGAGCUGACCCAGGCUAAGCUGGACGUUAGCGGAGGCAGCAGCAGAGUAGUGGAUGCGUUCGCUCGCCUCAUGUCCACUGUGGAGAAGACCAACACGUCCACCAGGCGGGUGCAGACGCAGAAGGAGGAGAACCUGAGUGAAGAGGCUCGGCGUGUCAUCUCCAUUCUGCCUGAUCUCUCCUUCAUGCAGGCCAAAGUGCUAAUGUUCCCCUCCACACUCACUCCUCUUCCUCUCUCCUCCUGUUCCUCCAUAUCCCCCUCUCCCAUCCCAGACUGAUCCCUCUCUCUCUCUCUCUCUCUCCCCACCUCACACUGUCUUUUGUCUUUGGUUCACUUUAGCUCAGCCUGUUGGAAUCACUUUGUUUGUUGUGUGUAACUGAGCGUAGUGGAGCAGAGUGUUCAGUAUCUAGAGGAGAGGAGCAAUCUGUAUUGGGGAUGCACCCGUCCUGUUAUCUCACGAUGAUCUACAAGCCUGAUCAUGUGACUGCUCCCAGUGUUCACCCAGUGUUGGGUAGCUCUCUGUCAGACCUGACCAUUGGUUUUAAAUCCAGGGUCUCACACACGUACACAAACAAACUCUUCCUGUCCUUUUUUUUGUCAGUUUGUGCUGCACGUCUCAUUUUGAUGUUACCAAUCAGUUUUUGCCCCCUCUUUAGUGCCCUAGACUUCUAUCAUGUCCCUGAACCCAGCACUUAACUCUACACUGGUACAGCUCUCUUACUGAUCCACAUAGCUGAGAUAAUCUGUCUGGCCCCGCUGUCUGGCCCCACCCCCUUAGCUGUAUGGAUUAGUCUCUCUGGCCCCACCCCCUUAGCUGUAUGGAUUAGUCUCUCUGGCCCCACCCCCUUAGCUGUAUGGAUUAGUCUCUCUGGCCCCACCCCUUAAGCUAUCUGGAUGAGUCUGUCUGGCCCCGCCCCCUCAGCUAUGUGGAUUAGUCUGUCUGGCCCCGCCCCCUCAGCUAUGUGGAUUAGUCUGUCUGGCCCCGCCCCCUCAGCUAUGUGGAUCAGUCUGUCUGACCCCACCCCUUAAGCUAUAUGGAUCAGUCCUUCUGGCCCCGCCCCUUACGUUUCUGGUGCAGUUCGCUUGUUUCUGGUGCAGAGUCUUCUCUUGGACAUACAGCAGCACUCAGUAUCAGAUCGGUGCAUCCCUAAUAUCUCCAGCAGAGUUCUCUUCAUUCUAGAGGUUCAGCGUGUAUAUAAUCAGGGAUAAGACUUCUUUUCCAUUCUAGGUUUUGUUUAUGGUUCAGUAUGUUUCCGUGUGUGUGUGUGUGUGUGUGUGUGUGUGAGAGAGUAUGUUAAAUAUCAUUUUGCUGAGGAAACACUGGUUAAAAGUCCUUCAACGAAGGCAAAUAGUGACAUGAAAUCAAUGAAAGAUAUACGUAAUAGACUUGAAACCAUACUGCCUGCAAAAUUCUGCUGGUUUUUUUUUUUUUUUUUUUAAUCAGUUUGAAAGGCCUUAGGUUUUAAUCAUUUUAGUCAAUAUAAUUAUGGGUAUAAUUAACGUUUAGUUCAGAGCUUUGGUUAGUUAGAACUGUGUUUUUUUUUUUUUUUUUUUGGGGGGUUUAACACGUUCACUGUAUCCGGCACGUGUCUGCGUUCUGUCCGUCACUGCAGCUUUUAUUAUCGCUGUUGUUUUAAACUCUUAAAGGUGAAACCACUGUAAUGUGACCCAUGUAAUGAAGGAAUCAUCAUGAUUGACUUGAAGUACUUUAGCCAAUAAGGGACCAAUAGUAUACGUUUACCUUUUAAUUUAGCGUCUUAAACACCCUCGCUCUGGCCGAGCAUCAUGGGAAAUGUGCACAAAAACUGUUCCUUUACCUGUUUUUUUUUUUUCUUCUUCUAAUUUCUUUCGUGUUUCAUUCCCCCACUGUGUGUUGUCCUGUCUGUCUGUCUGUCUGUCUGUCUGUCUUUCUGUGUGGAAUUUUGCACAUUGUAAAGCUGUAAUGGAAGUACUACUAAAAUCAUGUAGGUGUACAGUAAGACUGUGGAAAAUGUACAAAACAGAUUGUUACGGGGAAAUUCCUAUGGAAACACAAUCUUACUGAUGAUCGUGUGUGUGUGUGUGUGUGUGUGUGUGUGUGUGUAUGGCGGAAAAAAAGAGCCCUGCCCCCCCUCAAGGUUGGAUUGAGCAUGCUCGGGCUCUUUUGGACGAAAAUCUUUAAGUGUGUAAAUUUUCUUUUAGUGUACACAAGGAAUUAAAAUAAUUUAAGAGAA
Molecule: messenger RNA, 4846 nt
Organism: Tachysurus vachellii
Lineage: Eukaryota; Metazoa; Chordata; Actinopteri; Siluriformes; Bagridae
Gene: aftpha
Product: aftiphilin a
Exons: 10
Coding region: 391-2910 (839 amino acids)
Biological process (GO): intracellular transport
Cellular component (GO): trans-Golgi network membrane; AP-1 adaptor complex
Molecular function (GO): clathrin binding
Source: RefSeq, a predicted model, not a curated record